AUGGUCGGAUUUAAACUAAUCCGACAUAAGCAUCCCAUGUACGACAUUUCAGGUGAGUCACUUCAAAUUGAGUUAGGGGACAGAGAAACACCAGAGGAAAUUGAGCUUCAAGAACUUUCCACUUGGUUCAAGCACACCGACCGGAACCGCGCUGAACAUACCCAUUUCCUCAGGCGUCCAAGGUCUUGUAAUGCACAUGUAUCACAACCGGGUAAAUAUCAUGACAGCAAGAUGGGUCUGGCAGGUUACACAAUGGUUCUGGAUGCCGACAUUUGUGACCUGUCUAUUGCUGACUUCAUUCGAGGAGUCCGGUUUCCUCAAAGAAAUACGUCCUUGAAACAUACAACCGAAACACUAAGAAGUGAGGUCUACUGUCCAAAACAAAAUACAUAUUCAGGCACCGAAAAACCUCACGUAUGUCGGUUGCCAAGUCUUUUUGAGCAUUCAGACUUGCUUUUGUACAAUGAAAAUGAGAAAGUUAUUGGUGAAGCCAUUCCCAAUAGAAGAGGUGACCAGGAGCACGAACCAAACAGCCAUUUGUCUGAAACAUCGGAAAGUUUGGCUCAUUUGACUGGAGGGUUCGGCCUGUAUUCUUCUAAGGAGCUAGACUCUGAUGCUGACAGCCACACUGAUUCACCGGAUUCAGAGCAAAGCCUUACCACGUCGCAGAGCAUAAAUUUAGGUUUAAGAAAAGUACAUUCGGCACUCUCCUGGAGCUCAUCAAACAGUGAAUCGAUUAGUCAUUCACGACGCGGUGAUCGCCCAAGGCCACUUUCAGCUGAUAGCAAGCAUGUGCGCAGCACACGUGAAAGGCGUAAACGAACCAAUAAAAGUGAUGCCAUCGUGGUACUAAAUUGGCUCAGAAAGGGCGGAAAGUUUGAAGAAGAUUAUAACACUCAAGCAGUGAAGGCAGCUAGAAAAUUUCCUAGCCUUUCGUUGAUCAAUCCUGAACGCAUAUGGCGGGCUAAAUCGGCGGAUUUAACGAGACGUGCAACUUCACAUAGUUCGGUUUCGAAGUCUUCCAUAAGAUCCUCGAUCGGUAAUAUUUGUCGGCCUUACAAACGUGCACCGGAUACACAAUCGGACAGCUACCUUGCUAAAAUUCUUCAGGAAGGAUAUUGCAGUGAACCCAUCCUCAAACCAGAACAACGUGACCAGGUUAUCCGACUGGAGCGAUCAUCCCUACGUCAGUGGUUACCGAGCUCACCCAGUGGAGUUCUCUCUCCCCAUACCGGUUCGCGAUCCCCAAGAUUCGAUAAGAACUCUGAGUCUUUUGGCAAGGACAGGUCACAAAUGACCAGAGGGCGAAAUCAAUCCGUCAAGAGAAGAGACGCCUUGUCGAGAAUAAAAUCCAAAACCGAUACAUUGAUAAAGGGUCUCAAGAAAUGUGGUAGCUUGGCGACCCAAUCGAGAUGUUUAAAGAAACAAAACUCAAAACUGGUAGGAGGCCAGGGGCGCGCCACAGCUCGCAGUCACAGAUCGCCCUCUGUGGUCCAAGGCUUACUGCGCGCCACAUCCCGUCUAACAGUUGAGCGCAACGAAGAAAUGCAGUAUCCAGUCGUAGACAGUCAAGUCGUGGGAAGUGUGCAUAUUCCAGCCGUCUCGAGCAAUCCGCUCCCAAGCGACAGCAUUUCUGUAUCCCCUCUGCGUGUAAAUGAUACGCCACAAGCCUAUCCGUUAGGCACAAUGAUUCCGCGUGUUUCCGAAGUCUCUAUCAAAGAAGAGAAGGGAGAAGGGACUUUUUAUCACGCUGUUCACGUAACCCACCCUCAGUCUUUGGCCAUGGGAGAGGUGUGGAAAUUAACGGAUAGUCAACAAAGCGAAAGAACUGUACCGUCCAAUUUGCCUCAAAACAAGACUUCCUCCAGUCCGUCAUGUCGAAUAAAUUCAGUUAUCGAAAGCAAGCCAGAAGAUCAUCGAUUUCAGCCAAUCAGAACUGUUCCCUCCAUGAAAAACAUCUAUGAAAAAACAACAAGGGCUGGCGCACCGCCAAACCGUAAACAAACAAACAAACAAACAGGAGACAUGCUCCAAGCUAACACAGAAACUACAAAUGCUUUGUUGCAUCUGCCAAGGGAAGACGAAUCCAACAAAGUGCAGUUUCCUUCGAUAAAGAUUCCCCACAUUUCGGGAGUGCAACUCAGGUCGCCGAACCAUAGUCCCAGCUGGUAUAGCGAAAACAGUAUGCAGGAAAGGUGGCCAAUAUUUUUCUCUUUCGAUGAAGGCCUUUUUAGUCGCCUGGGUAGAACAGAUUCUCUUUCAUCUGCGCAAGGAGCCCAUGAAAUUGUCAAUGAAAUAGAAUUACCACAUGAAGAGACAUGUCCAAAAACACCAACUGAUCGUAAAAAGGAAUACAAAAGAACACUAAGAAUGAAAAGAAUGCAGGAUCCAUUAACCACCCCUGAAAACACUAUGGAAUCUUUAGUAGGGUUCGAACCUGAUACAGCUGCCAAUAUCGUCGAGAGGAAAGAGAGACAACCUGGUGGCAUACAACCAGAAAGUCACAGAUUAAACGGCUUCGACACAAGUAUAGACAUCAAAAAACCUCCUUUCAAGCAUAAACCCCCAUCCGAGCACACACUUACUAUCACGGAGCCGUGUGUUUACAAAGAACAAAUGGAUGAAACUCGCAGUGAGGAAGAUGAUACUAAAGGACAACAGACAACCUCUGAAGGCUCAUCUGAAAACAGUGCAGACUUGUUGGCCAGAGAAGCACUGGGAGGCACGCGAAUCACUGAGGGAACACGUCAACCCGUUAUCCGCAUAAACGAAUUCGACGCGCAGCAUAUCCCAGGUUUGUAUUUCGGGCCGAGACGAGAUUUAUCAAGUGGGGAAACACAUGUGCCCCCCAUAACUGCGCGACCUCCUUCUCCCCAAGCAUCCCACGGUUUCGAAGAUGGUACGGACUCGGACUUGACCGAACCACGAAAGCUCUGUUGCUUUAAGAAGGAACCCCUAACAAAAAGAGGAGACACGACUGCACCCCACGGUGCUCCGAUGGCAGCCACACUGCCUGGCGCGAGGGUAACCCAAAAAGAUCUACCUCUGAUGCAAAAGUAUGACAACGGCCGCAUUACUGGAAAACGUACACACUCGGAUUUCAGCAGAAGAGGGUGUUCAGACUGUUUUGGGAAAAAUAUACCAACAAAAAGAACAUCAGUUGAUGUACCCUUAAGAUCUCCCGUAGCAACCACAACAGCACAGGUAAACAGAGCUUCAAAAGGUCCGUCUCCGUCACAAAAGCACCACGUCAAGCAAACAACUGAAUUAAAUAGCUAUCCACUCGACAUGGAUCAGCCUGUAGCUUUACUUAGUCCACGGCCAGUCCCGUACGUUCAAAGGAAGCAAGUUACACCAAAACCGACUGAAAAAGAUACGAGUCCAGCAUCGAAUUUCAUUGAAAACACGACUGAUGUAGCAGACUCUAAUUUCGAUGGCAUACCUGAGUACAAACGUGUGAACAAUUUUAAGGAACUUCAGAAACCAAGUAAAGCAUACGACCAGUAUUUCCCAGAAGCAGAUGCCUUGCCUAGAAGACUAGAUCUUUAUAGAGAUGAUCCAAAACUAUUCCCAGGUUUAGACUGGUGCGAUGACGAUAGUAUGCAGGAAAGAUUUCCAGUAUUUCUUUCUUUGGAGGAAGACUACUUUGGUCAGUUAGAUGAACUGGAGUCUGUCAAGACCCCUCAAACAGUGCGCACAAGUAUUUGCGACAACGAAUUAUUGCAGGCCAAGAUAAACCCACGAAUACACGCCAGACUGGCAGCUCCGAGAAAGGCGCAGCACAAAGGACGAAUGAUGCAAGAUAUAUCGAGUGCGAGUGAAAGCACUAGCGGGAUACUGGUAUCUGCACGACCAUUUUGCUGGGAGACAGUCAAUCCUACCGUAAUUAAUGAUGCUUCAGAGGUAAUCGAUCGAAGUGGAACGCAUCAGUCCGCGGACAGCCCGGCUAAUAGCGGAUUGUGGCAACGUGAGUUGGAGGAAGCAAGCGAGCAGUUGGGAAACCAACAUGACGAUCAUCCACCAACCAAGACUAGUGGUCCAAGUCUACAGAGACUAGCUGAAAAAUGUCAGUUCGUUUCAAGAUACACACAGACUGAUCAUGUGUGCAUAAUUGAAUGCAAAUGUAGAGAGAUGGGAAUUGUAUCAUCCAAUGAGGGUAGUUCAAAUGAAGUAGAAUUGGCGGUAGGCGAACAAUCCAAACCUGUCAGGUAUAAUGUGGAGACCAAUUACAAUGCGCGCCUUAAACCGCAAUCGAAAUCAAACAAAGGAAGUGCCGGGUCGACUGAUGGUCGAUUAAAACAAAACCAGCCAACUUCAAACAAUGAAACUGUUGUUCCAGUUGCAUCUGUGUCACCUUCUUCACAAAAAGUAGCCGAUCAGACGGAAGUCUGUACGGACUCAGAUUUGACCGGGCCACGGAAAUUGUGGUGUUUCAGUACAAAUAAGCCCACAAAAAGAACGUCAAAAGAUGUUCCCAUGGAUCACAAAGAGACAGAUAUUCCAGAUGGUUUGUCUCUGUUACAAAAAGAUCGUACCAAGCAAAGUGACCAGAUGAUGCAGGAACAGCCAACCGUCCCAAGUGGUCCCAGUCAUAAGGGUCACAGACUUGGGGAAACACCCCGAAAACGAGAAUCCCACCAUACUGAUCUGAAUUUGACGUUGGGUUCUGUGCACAGCAUAAAGAAACCUGAGAUGCCUAACGAAGUGGAAGCCUAUCAAACCUAUCCGAGAGUAACCCCACGCUUAAAUUUGUUCCAUGAUGACGGUAUGCAAGAUGGAUAUCCAAAACGCAUAUCAAGAUAUACACAGGCGGACUUUGGAUGUAUAGCGAACUGUGGGUGUACAAAACAAGGACCUGGAGCACCUAAUCUAGGCUGUAUGGAAAACACAAAAUCGGAUCUCGAAAAGAAGACCAAAAAUAUUGUUCACCAACCUGACCGGAUAAAAAAUGAUGUGACUCAAAUCGCAGAGGAGAGAGUAACCAAUCCUCUUUCGAAAACCUACGAGUCUUACCAACACGGCAGCUCCAAUUUACGCCGUGCAUCUCGCUCCACAAACAGAAAGCAAGACACUGCACCACCGGAAGGACAAUCGCUUCAGAGGCGUUCAAGCUCACGCAAACAACCUCCGGUACCCGCAGCGCAGCAGCAACGUACAUCCACAAAAACACCUAACAAAACUGUAGACCGUGUGGAACAAAGGCGCGAAUCUCAAAAGAAGGUUAUCAGGCACCCUAUAAACUCCAAAACGAUCACCGACGCUCCAGUUUUGAGUGCCGAUUCGAUCAAAAAGCCAUUUGGCAGCAUGAAGGAGACCUCCGCCUUAGCUGUCACAAACGAGGCCGCCAACUUACUUCAUAAUAGCGGUAAGAUAUCACAUAACAGAGUAUUACCCAACUCAGUUGAACAAAUAUCUGACCGUCCGGGAGAAUUCUCGCCUCCACUAGCUCCGAAUGGAACUCCACUAUAUCCUUUGUCGAUGGAUCAGAACGUGAAGUUUCAACAGUUGCCGCUGUCUUCCAGUGACCCUGGAAGACCCUGUUUGCCCAUUGAUAAAUUAGCAUUUACCUAUAUGCCUCUCACGAACGCGCUGAUGUUUCAGCCACCUACUGGGGAAGCACUGACUUGGACCAUCCAUUCCCAACCUCUUCAUUCUGUUCCCUAUUCUACGGCUCUUGUUUUGGGGGAACAAGUAAAGCCCGAAUCAUCUCGUGUAUUUGAGCUUCAGCCCGUCUGCUUGAUGUCUUGCUGUGGUCAACCACGCCAUCUAUCACCUAUUACAGUCAGUCCAUUUGCCAACACAGCACCUAUAACUGUAGAAGACGUUAGGGCAAUGAACCGAACCGAUGAUCUCAAUGUUUGCCCUCUACACCUUAAAUUGAACGAAUCAGCUUUCAAAGCUCCUGAAAAUGUUUUACAGCAUAGGUCGCCUUCGCAGGACAUCACGAAAGACGGACCCAGAGAUCCACGGACAUCCGUUCAGACUAGGUCGCCAGUCAGCAGCACUGUUCGAGCCACUGGUUGCCUACCAUUCCUCUCAAAACUAACAUCGUGCAAUCCAACUAGUCAACGGAACAAUCCCAAGGUAGAUAUAUCAAACACUGCACGGCAGUCAGCGGCUCUGACUUCUGCAGCCUCAACCCAGAAAGCAGACUUUUUCUUUGACACAAAUGACGGACAGUUGCUGGCUUCCAUUUCGUUAGAUGAAAAUGCGGAAAAACUAUAUCAUCUCAAACACCAGCUACCGAUGCAAGCAUUCAGUUCUGAUCGCAUGAACCCUCAGAACAAAUUAUCAUUUAACUCGACUAGCCGUGUCAAAAUAGAUGUAGGCCAUCAAACCGCUGGUGUCUCAACUAAUCAGAUCAAGAUGUCACCCAGCCAGCCGACUGUGCCUGGCGUGAACGAUGAUCAAAAACAUGAAGCCAAUUCUCAUGUUGCUGCGACACGCAACGAGCAUCGUGAAUCGGCCGUGCAGUUAGACGGUAUAAGAGGUGUCAUGGGCGUGCAACUGAUACCCGUCGGAUACAUUUCUGGUUUUACCUACCCGUCACCCGUCCGCGCUAUAUGGUUGUCUACUCCGCCUGCGUGUUGCCACCGAUGUUGUGUAAGCACCCGAGGAAUGGAUACACGGUGUGACUCAUCUGUGCAGCCAGUCUGUCAUUACUCCAGAGCAGGCCCAGGAUCGACAUCUACAGAUCUGGUUCUCAAGAGAGAACAGCCCUGUCGAAAGUGCCACUGUAAUCCGAGUCAAAGACCGGUAAGCUCGACUCCGCACCAAACAGCGGUUAUCCCCAUCCACAUCAAUGGGAAUCCACAACAAGACGGCGCAACGGAAGUUUUGGGUUCCGUUUUUUCCUUCGAUACCACCAAUGUCCAACCAGAUUUCAGAUUCUGUCCAGAUUACCAGCGGCCCAAUGAGGACAGCGUGAUUGUUAUACCGAGGGUGCAUGGAGAAUUUCGGAAAACGGAUCGAACAGGAUUUGCGCAAGAUGCACUCGUGUAUGUCACAUGUGGGAAAGAGUGUAGAAACAAAAGACAUUACACAAGGAAAAAUUACGGUGACUACCGGGAAUGUUGUCAGUGCUGCAAACGUGUCCCUCAUCGAUGUCGUCCACCAAGCUGUCCUGCUUUCAACUAUAUCUUAGUGGUACGACAGUGA
This is a messenger RNA of Opisthorchis viverrini, 7158 nucleotides long. RefSeq lists its product as hypothetical. The transcript is spliced from 3 exons. The record is from RefSeq and is a predicted model, not a curated record. Lineage: Eukaryota; Metazoa; Platyhelminthes; Trematoda; Opisthorchiida; Opisthorchiidae. The coding region runs from base 1 to 7158 and encodes 2385 amino acids.